Messenger RNA from Archocentrus centrarchus (flier cichlid), 3079 nucleotides. RefSeq names its product myotubularin related protein 9 (gene mtmr9). The transcript has 11 exons. Gene Ontology annotation, cellular component: cytoplasm. Bases 91 to 1740 code for a protein of 549 amino acids. The record is from RefSeq and is a predicted model, not a curated record. Gene Ontology annotation, molecular function: protein phosphatase binding. Gene Ontology annotation, biological process: phosphatidylinositol dephosphorylation; negative regulation of autophagy. Lineage: Eukaryota; Metazoa; Chordata; Actinopteri; Cichliformes; Cichlidae.
CGAGCAAAGUCAGAUGUUUCCAGUCGGCGUGUUUUUGUAAACGUACCAGUAUCGCCCUACAACCAAAUAAAAGGAAAAAAAAAUCAGAUCAUGGAGUUUGCAGAGCUGAUAAAGACACCCAGAGUGGACGGGGUUGUCCUACACAGGCCUUUCAUGCCCACUGUGGAGGGAACUCUGUGUUUGACUGGUCAUCACUUGAUUCUCUCCUCCAGACAAGACAACACGGAGGAGCUGUGGCUGCUUCAUUCAAACAUUGACUCGAUAGAGAAGAGAUUUGUGGGGUCUUUGGGAAGCAUUAUAGUCAAAUGCAAAGACUUGAGAGUGAUUCAACUUGACAUCACUGGUAUGGAGGAGUGCCUCAACAUUGCCAGCUCUAUUGAGGCUCUGUCCACACUUGAUUCAGUCUCCCUGAUGUACCCUUUCUUUUACCGGCCUAUGUUUGAAGUCAUAGAGGAUGGAUGGAAUUCAUUUCUUCCGCAGAAUGCCUUUAAAGAUUUGGAGUCCAUGACAGAUGAGUGGAGGCUGAGUGAGGUCAACAAAGACUUCAGCGUGUGUCCUUCAUACCCCCCUCUAGUGGCAGUACCUAAAGAUGUUGAUGAUGAAACUCUGAGGAAAGUUGCUACUUUCCGUCACGGUGGCCGUUUUCCAGUACUUAGCUACUAUCACAAGAAGAAUGGCAUGGUGAUGAUGCGAGCAGGACAGCCGCUGACAGGCACCAAUGGGCGACGAUGUAAGGAAGACGAGAAGCUGAUCAAUGCCACUCUGCGGCCAGGAAAACGUGGUUAUAUCAUUGACACACGCAUCAUCAAUGUUGCGCAGCAGGCCAAAGCUCGAGGUGGAGGGUUUGAGUUGGAGGCCAACUACCCACAGUGGAGGAGGAUUCACAAGACCAUUGAAAGAUAUAACGUCCUUCAGGAGAGCCUAAUUAAGCUGGUGGAGGCAUGUAGUGACCAGUCCCACAGCAUGGACCGCUGGUUAAGCAAACUGGAGGCUUCUAGCUGGCAGGCUCAUGUCAAAGAGAUCCUCACCACUGCCUGCUUGGCUGCACAGUGUAUUGACAGAGAGGGAGCAUCAGUGCUUGUUCACGGUACAGAGGGAACAGACUCCACCCUGCAGGUCACCUCCUUGGCUCAGAUCAUCCUAGAUCCCGGCUGCAGGACCAUUAAAGGCUUUCAAAGCCUGGUGGAGCGGGAGUGGCUCCAGGCCGGUCACCCUUUCCAGCAGCGCUGUGCCCAGUCUGCCUUCUCCAACAACAAGCCUCGCCAAGAGGCCCCUGUCUUUCUUCUCUUCUUGGAUUGUGUGUGGCAGAUCCUUCGCCAGUUUCCCUGUUCCUUUGAGUUCAAUGAGUGUUUCUUGGUGCUGCUCUUCGAACACGCCUAUGCCUCUCAGUUUGGGACAUUCUUAGGCAACAGUGCAGCUGAGAGAGCCAGACUGUGUCUGUCUGAAAAGACUGUAUCCCUUUGGUCAUGGGUGAAUCGACCCCAGGAGCUGGAGCGUCUGACCAACCCACUUUACGAGCCCAACAGUCUCGUUAUCUGGCCAUCUGUGGCCCCUCAGAGUCUGCUGCUCUGGGAAGGAGUGUUCCUUCGCUGGAACCGCUCCUCUAAGUGUCUGGAUGAGGCCUACGAGGAAAUGGUUCAUAUAAUAGAGUACAACAAGGAGCUUCAGACCAAAGUAAACAGCCUGCGCAGGCAGUUGGCCCAGCUUGAAACUGAAGAUCCUCUGUUGCAUACACCAUAGAGAGAGAGAGAGAGUGAGUUUACAGAGUGGACGCGACUUAAUCAACCUAAAACUUUUUGCUUUAAUGAAAAACAUACAUUUAAACAUGGUGACUAAUUCGAAACUAUGCUUGAGUAAGAGGAAAACAUUUAGAAAACAAAAGCACCAUCACUAGUCAUUCCUCAGAGUGCAGAUAAAAGCCGAACCUCCCUUGUCUCACUGUGGUCUAAUAUCAGUGUACAUCCAGACCUCCACAUGCCUGCUGCUCAUUUCUAUAGAUUAUGCUCUGACUGUGCAGCUGAUUUCACUGUUGCUCAGCCUCUUCAAACACCCACACUCAUACUUACUGACCUUCAUUUACAUAUACGUCGUCACUUUAUAUGUAAAAACUGCAUAUUGGACGCUCGUGUAUUUCUCAGCAUUGAUUUUGUGUAGUGCAGGAUUAAAGGGGCAUUUUAAGGACAGCUGGAAAGAGAGGGUGUCGAUUACUGUGGAGUUCACAUAUUCAACAAACGUCCUGCUGAAUGCAUAGACCAUUAGUGUGCUGCAGAGUAACUAUGGCAACACAUAGGUUGCUGUAAGGCAGCAUAUGAAUUGAGAUGACAUACUAAGCGUAGGGUCAGGCCAUACUGUACUUGACAGUGAGCAGGGAGGUUUGUAUAAUAUGUAUCUGACCAAAGUAGCAGAUCAAUAUUUGACAUGGGUAUAACAGCCAGAAUUUACACAAAGGAUUUAUUUGACAUAACCUCAUCGAACAUUCUUGCAUUACUUGAACUUCCUGCGGUGUCAACAUAUUUUUACUGAGAGUCUAAUUAUGUGCGAGACUCGACACACAGACAUUUGUCUGAUUAAAAGUUGAGAUACUGUAACGUGUGCAAGUUCAGGUAGAUUGUUGAGCACGUCUGACUUCUAGAGUUAAUUGUUCAGAACUGAUGCACUUUGUGUCAAAAGCAUUUCGUUGUGAGUGUGUAUGUGAGUGUGAAAAUCAGUUUUACCCCAACUUUGAAAACAAACUCUCACAGUUAUUGCCAUUAUAGACAUCAAACAGGACAAAAAUGGCAGUAUAUCCAGCUAAUGUACACAGACCUGUUACACUUCAGGCUCGUCUCUGUACUUGAAAAUUUACUUAAUUGUCAGCUUGUAUCUAAAGGGAUACUUAUCUCACCAACAUAGCAAUUAUCAUAAAGUUCAAUGGUCUGUAAAGCUGCAUUAAAAACAUUGCCUGUGUCAUUAUGGUGAGGUGAAACUUGUCUAAACUCCCAGCUGUCUUUGCUUAGAGGCAUUAGUCCUCAUCUUUCAGUGCUUUCUUUGGUAGUAACAUUAGGAAAGCUCUAUGCAGCGUGUUAGUAUAUAUAUAUAU